Messenger RNA from Botrytis deweyae, 1329 nucleotides. RefSeq lists its product as uncharacterized. The transcript has 3 exons. The coding region runs from base 1 to 1329 and encodes 442 amino acids. The record is from RefSeq and is a predicted model, not a curated record. Lineage: Eukaryota; Fungi; Ascomycota; Leotiomycetes; Helotiales; Sclerotiniaceae.
AUGGCGUACCGUCUCAGAAGCCCCAGUCACAUUGGCAUAUUUCUCUUGAUUGUGCUUGUUUGCGUUUACCUAUAUGAUAAGCAGUCUACGAAUUUACGAUCAUCAAUCCUUCAGUUUUCGGUCAAUGAGCAGAAGCCUUCUGCAGACAUCCUCCAGUCACUUUCACUGACAGAGGACCAAUGCCACGCAGCUUUUCCAGGCUUGACGAAAGAGAUUGAUGAUGCAGUGGCUCGAGGACCAUUUCCUCUGAAGAGACAGCCGGAUCACCAUACCGGGCUUGUGCAAGGGAGAAUAAAGGAUGGAAAGGUGUUCAUUAUUUCUGCGGACCCGAAUCCGUCCCGGAAUAUGCUCCAGGAGCGAACUUCAGUCUUACACCAAAUUCACCGUGCCGUUACUACUUCUCCUUCGCCUCUUCCGAACACUAUUUUCGCGUUCAAUAUACUCGAUACUCCAAUGAAUAACUCAUGGGCAUUCUCAAGAUCGAACGACCCUAAAAUUGAAAAUGGAAAUUACUGGGUUAUGCCGCACUUCAGCUUUUGGUCGUGGCCGGUUUCCUUUAUUGGAACCGUCGAUCAAGCUAUGUCCAAGAUUGAUCAUAUAGAGAUGGAUAAACAUUGGACCGAGAAAAUCGACAAAGCGGUAUGGAGAGGAACGGGGUGGUUCAAUACCGUCGGUAACAAGGACUCGCGGCCAAGCUUGAUUAUGAAGGGUAAAGAUAAAGAAUGGGCAGAUAUAGAAGCUCUUAAUUGGACCACAAACGGCGACAGUGCCGAAAAUGCUAUCGGGAUAGAAGAUUUUUGCAAGUACAAAUAUAUUGUUUACACGGAGGGCAUAACCUACUCUGGGCGUCUACUUUUCCAUCAGGCGUGCGCUUCCGUUAUUCUCACACCACCACCGACUUAUUUACUUCACCAAACACACUUUCUACGUCCCAUAUUUUCAAAAACAUUCCUCCCGGCGCGUGAAGUAUCUGCAAAAUUCCAAUAUGACUGGACAACUCGUUGGCCCAACACCUACGGACUAAAUGAAGCGAACAUCAUAUUCGUUGAACCCGACUGGUCAGACCUUGAGGAAACAAUCAUGUACUUGCGGAACCACCCUGAGAUAGCUACUGGUAUUGCUGAAAGACAAAGAGAACUGUUCACAAGAUACUUAUCUCCAGCUUCUGAGGCUUGUUAUUGGAGAGCUCUUAUACGUGGUUGGAGUAAAGUUGCUGAACCACACUAUGAAGAUGGCGGUUGGGCUAGAUGGGAUGCAGAAGGGGUCGAAGAUGGCGAGGGAAUGAGGUGGGAAACAUUCAGUUUACUUGGGAAAGUCUCCCAGAACUGA